Messenger RNA from Crotalus tigris (Tiger rattlesnake), 3671 nucleotides. It is a transcript of the gene KPNB1, whose product is annotated as karyopherin subunit beta 1. Gene Ontology annotation, molecular function: nuclear import signal receptor activity; small GTPase binding. The record is from RefSeq and is a predicted model, not a curated record. The transcript has 22 exons. Gene Ontology annotation, biological process: protein import into nucleus. The coding region runs from base 225 to 2855 and encodes 876 amino acids. Lineage: Eukaryota; Metazoa; Chordata; Lepidosauria; Squamata; Viperidae. Gene Ontology annotation, cellular component: nucleus; cytoplasm.
GGAGACUCCAGUCGCUUCCGCCGGGGGUGGGGCCGCCCCGUUGCUGAGGGAGAAGUAAAGAGCGCGCGAAGGGAGAGACCGACCGGCCGACUGAGCGGGCAGGCAGAGGGCGAGGCGGCGGCGACCAUCGACUCCGAUCCUGUCUUUCCUUUUCCCUUUCCCUUUCCCCUUCCUCCUCUCCUUCCUAGCUUCACCUCACCGCCGCCGCCGCCACCACUACCACCAUGGAGCUCAUUACGAUCUUGGAGAAGACGGUUUCCCCAGACUGCACCGAGCUUGAAGCGGCUCAGAAGUUCCUGGAACAGGCAGCCAUCGAGAACCUGCCUACUUUCCUUGUGGAACUGUCCAGAGUGCUGGCAAAUCCAGGAAACAGCCAAGUUGCAAGAGUUGCAGCUGGUUUACAGAUCAAGAACUCUCUAACAUCUAAAGAUCCUGAUGUAAAGACCCAACAUCAACAGAGAUGGCUUGCAAUCGAUGCCAAUGCUCGCAGAGAAGUCAAAAAUUAUGUUUUGCAAACCUUGGGUACAGAAACCUACAGGCCAAGCUCAGCAUCACAGUGCGUUGCUGGCAUCGCCUGUGCAGAGAUCCCUAUGAAUCAGUGGCCUGAACUUAUUCCUCAGCUAGUAGCCAAUGUUACAAAUCCGCAUAGCACAGAGCAUAUGAAAGAAUCAACAUUGGAAGCCAUUGGCUAUAUUUGUCAGGAUAUUGAUCCAGAACAGCUUCAGGAUAAAUCCAAUGAGAUUUUGACUGCCAUUAUCCAGGGCAUGAGGAAAGAAGAGCCAAGUAAUAAUGUGAAAUUAGCGGCUACAAAUGCACUCUUGAACUCUUUGGAAUUCACCAAAACAAACUUUGACAAAGAGUCUGAAAGGCACUUUAUCAUGCAAGUAGUCUGUGAAGCGACACAGUGUCCUGAUACAAGGGUGCGAGUAGCUGCCUUACAGAACUUGGUGAAGAUUAUGUCCCUUUAUUAUCAAUACAUGGAAACAUAUAUGGGCCCUGCACUUUUUGCUAUCACAAUUGAAGCCAUGAAAAGUGAUAUUGAUGAAGUGGCUCUGCAAGGUAUAGAGUUCUGGUCAAAUGUCUGUGAUGAAGAAAUGGACCUGGCUAUAGAAGCUUCAGAAGCAGCAGAACAAGGACGGCCCCCAGAGCAUACUAGUAAAUUCUAUGCCAAGGGUGCUCUCCAGUAUCUAGUCCCAAUUCUGACACAAACAUUGACUAAACAGGAUGAGAAUGACGACGAUGAUGAUUGGAACCCCUGUAAAGCAGCUGGGGUCUGCCUGAUGCUUCUGGCAACCUGUUGUGAGGAUGACAUUGUACCCCAUGUUUUGCCCUUCAUUAAAGAACACAUAAAAAAUAUUGACUGGCGAUAUCGAGAUGCUGCUGUUAUGGCAUUUGGGUGCAUUUUAGAAGGCCCAGAACCAAACCAGCUAAAACCUCUUGUCAUUCAGGCUAUGCCUACUCUUAUAGAGUUAAUGAAGGACCCCAGUGUUGUCGUCAGAGAUACAACCGCCUGGACUGUGGGUCGGAUCUGUGAGCUGUUACCUGAGGCAGCCAUAAAUGAUAUUUAUCUUACUCCAUUGCUGCAGUGCCUAAUUGAAGGUUUGAGUGCAGAGCCAAGGGUGGCCUCCAACGUAUGCUGGGCUUUCUCUAGUUUGGCAGAAGCUGCUUAUGAAGCUGCUGAUGUGGCUGAUGAUCAAGAAGAGCCUGCAACAUACUGUUUAUCCUCAUCCUUUGAAUUAAUUGUUCAGAAACUUUUAGAGACCACAGACAGGCCUGAUGGACAUCAGAAUAACUUAAGGAGUGCUGCAUAUGAAGCUCUCAUGGAAAUUGUGAAAAAUAGCGCCAAAGACUGUUAUCCUGCUGUUCAGAAGACAACUUUAGUUAUCAUGGAACGGCUGCAACAAGUGCUCCAAAUGGAGUCUCAUAUCCAGAGCACAAGUGACAGAAUCCAGUUUAAUGAUCUUCAGUCUUUACUUUGUGCUACAUUGCAGAAUGUCCUUCGUAAAGUCCAGCACCAGGAUGCUUUGCAGAUUUCAGAUGUGGUGAUGGCAUCUCUUCUGAGGAUGUUCCAAAGUACAGCAGGAUCAGGAGGCGUCCAGGAGGAUGCCCUCAUGGCUGUUAGUACUCUGGUAGAAGUGUUAGGAGGGGAGUUUCUCAAGUACAUGGAGGCCUUCAAACCUUUCCUGAAUAUUGGUUUAAAAAAUUAUGCUGAAUAUCAGGUCUGUUUAGCUGCAGUAGGCCUAGUGGGUGACCUUUGCCGGGCUUUGCAAUCCAAUAUUCUGCCCUUUUGUGAUGAGGUUAUGCAACUUCUUUUAGAAAACUUGGGGAAUGAAAAUGUACAUCGGUCUGUUAAGCCACAAAUUCUGUCAGUAUUUGGAGACAUUGCUCUUGCAAUUGGAGGAGAAUUUAAAAAGUACUUAGAAGUUGUAUUGAAUACUCUACAGCAAGCUUCUCAAGCCCAUGUUGAUAAGUCGGAUUAUGACAUGGUAGACUACCUGAAUGAAUUGCGAGAGACCUGUCUGGAAGCAUAUACAGGCAUCGUUCAAGGUCUGAAAGGAGAUCAAGAGAAUGUACAUCCGGAUGUGAUGCUGGUGCAGCCUAGAGUAGAAUUCAUCUUGUCUUUCAUUGACCAUAUUGCUGCAGAUGAAGAUCAUAGUGAUGGAGUUGUAGCCUGUGCAGCAGGACUGAUAGGGGAUUUGUGCACAGCAUUUGGGAAAGAUGUCCUCAAGAUGGUAGAAGCUAGGCCCCUGAUACACGAACUACUAACUGAAGGAAGGAGAUCAAAGACGAACAAAACAAAAACUCUUUCUACCUGGGCCACUAAAGAGUUGAGAAAACUGAAGAAUCAAGCUUGAUCUGUUACCAUUGGGAUGACACCUGAGACCCCCACUGGAAUUCUCCAAUCUAUUGAGGAAAAAACCCAACCCGAAGUGAGGAGUGUGCACGGAUGCUGAGUGUUUGGGAAUGAGAGGAUGAGUGAGUGAGAGGCUUAAACACACCACGGUGAAAAUCCAGCCACGGCAAUGGCAGAACCGCUGUUAAUGGAGCUAAUCACUGACUUGCGUAGCAGCAAAACCUUGUCAUCGCUUGCCUCCAGGAAGUAGAAAAUGAUUGAGUUCAAUAUUUCAGUGCAGUCUCUUCUGACAAGAGACAAGGACUAAUUCUGUGUCUUUUGGCCAGUGAAGAGGAAGAUUACUUAGUCUGAGAGAGAGAAAAGCUAGCUUCAGGUUCAAUUUGAGUACUCAUAAUAAGGUCUGGCUUUCGUUGCUAGAGAGGAGAAGGUGGGGUCCCCAGCCCAUGACCUUUUAACCUUUUUUGGGAUGGAGGAGAGUUUUUGCCACACAACGCUGUCAGUGCACGAGAAAAAUAGGAAGGGUGAAGGAUUUUAUUUCAAGAGUGAGUGUGUGUGAAUGAGGCAGUAUCUACAUUCUCAAUUGCAGUUAAUCUUUCCCAAAAGAAACACUGAAGAGAUUAGCAGUUGCAUUUCAUAAACUAACAAGUUCAGUCAACUUGAAGUGGCAGAAAAGUAAGAGAUUUGGAGGGGGGAGGGGGGAAGAGAAGUUGUCCCGUGUAGGGCUUCUUCAGGGAAUUUUAGCUGGGAUGUUCAAAGCUCCCGUCGUGACACUUUUUUCACAAUCUUGUUUCAUUAAAAAGCGCCUUUCCUUCCUGAA